Rotaria sordida is the source of this 320-nucleotide messenger RNA. NCBI's taxonomy places the organism in Eukaryota, Metazoa, Rotifera, Eurotatoria, Philodinida, Philodinidae. The record is from the annotation of a GenBank genome assembly.
AUGGAAGAAUACAAUAAAGAUUUCAAUUUUGAUCAUUUAUUUAUGCAUGCAAAUGAAGAAGAAAUGUUUCUCGAAGAAAAUAUAAGCAUGAGCCAGAAAUAUACUAAUCAAAUUGUUGGUCAACAAAUUUUAUCACAGAAAUUAAGUCAGUUAUCUACAAAAGAUGCGCAUUCGAAUGAACAACGUCGAGAUGAAGAUAAGGGUAAUAUUUGUCAUAAUAAACGUCAAUUAAGUACACCUUCAUCACAAGAAAUGCUAUCAAAAAAAAUUCGUCCAUGGAAUGAACCUGUCAAUGAAGAAUCCGAGAAUCAUCGGAUGAC